Pantherophis guttatus is the source of this 1428-nucleotide messenger RNA. The record is from RefSeq and is a predicted model, not a curated record. NCBI's taxonomy places the organism in Eukaryota, Metazoa, Chordata, Lepidosauria, Squamata, Colubridae.
CCAUCCAUCCAGAAUGCAGGCCCGUGGACUCUUUCUCCUUCUGGUUUUUAUCCUUCUGGCUGUAUCUUCAGAAGCAGGCAAGAAUAAGAAGGACAAGGUCAAGAAAAAUGGUUCCGAUUGUGAGGAAUGGCGCUGGGGCCCAUGUAUCCCCAACAGCAAGGACUGUGGUGUGGGCUUCCGUGAGGGAACUUGUCAUGAUGAGACAAAGAAGCUCAAAUGCAAGAUCCCAUGCAACUGGAAGAAGGAGUUUGGAGCUGAUUGCAAGUACAAGUUUGAGAACUGGGGUGGCUGUGACCCUGCAACAGGUCUGAAGGCACGUUCAGGUACUCUGAAGAAAGCUCUUUACAAUGCCGAGUGCCAGGAAACUAUUCAAGUGACUAAGCCCUGCUCUCCCAAGACCAAGUCAAAAUCCAAAGCCAGAAAAGGAAAGGGGAAAGACUAGUAUGAUGGAUACAGUCCACCGUCUUCAGGGCAUGGUGCCUGAACCCACUUGGACACACGCCACUUGAAGCUGCAGCUUGGCCUCUCCCAGCUUGGCAAUACUUUGCCAAACCCCAUUAUUCUUCAGCCUGCACAGCCUUAUCUUUAACUGCAAUACCAUUUCUAAUCAUUAGUUUUAUAGCGAGCAAGCCCACCCUUUCCUAAAGAAGGUGUUGCUUGCCUUUCCCUUAACUUCUUCUCUUCUACCUCUUGUGUCCUCUCCUCUCUCUGUGUGUUCCAGUAUCCUUUGCUCUGGUUUGCUUCCCUGAAUGCAGCACAAUGUUUGGAAAUGGGCUCAGCUGCAACAAGCUCUUGCUAAAGCUCUUCACCUCUGGGGUUCUUUGUCCAAGCCAAAUGACUUUUUGGCAGCCUCUCGCAAUCUUAGCAUUGCCUGUGGUUGGUCCAUGUAGCUUCAUCCGGUCAUAAACCUUUCUUUAAGGCACCUGAGGAAACCCUUUCAGGGAAUGAGAGAAGGUGCGAGAGAAACUACAGUAGAAAUGGGAUGAGGAAUCUUAUCUGCCUUACCUUCCUAAAAGAAGCACUGUAGGAAAAUGCAGGCCUCUUUGGUAUCGCUUUGCACUCCCUUUCCCACGGAAGAAGUGCCUACUUCCUGGCAUGCACACACCUUUCCCUUCCCCCAUCUCUAAUGCACAUAUGUUUCUUGAUAGACAGUCUUCCCAUCUGAGGAGCAGCACAGCUGGUUAACCUCACUGAGCUGUGCUUGCUUGCUCUCUCUGCCCACAAGACAUGCUUUGCCUUCCUUUCGGCAUCAGGAAAGGAUCCCUCAGAGCCAAUGAAGCUGGUUCCCUAUCUCAGUCCCCUUUGUCUGUCCUCCUGCUGGGAUGCUGUGGCCUUUCCUUCCUCUACUGGUGCUGGGUAAGCCCUCUCUGCUUUUCACAGUCCCCCCCCCCACUUUUUUUUUCCAAUAAAGAUCUUUUUACAAAAAGA